Messenger RNA from Dimorphilus gyrociliatus, 1582 nucleotides. The record is from the annotation of a GenBank genome assembly. NCBI's taxonomy places the organism in Eukaryota, Metazoa, Annelida, Polychaeta, Dinophilidae.
GUUCAGCACAAAAAAAAGAUAAGAAUACCGAUAUCACUAAGAAAAAAAUUCUUAUCCUUCAUUUAAAAUGAUUGAUUGGUUGAUUGAUUGAUUAAUUAAUUUAUUAAUUAACAAAUAAUCAAUUUGAAAUAUUUUUUUAUGUACACUUUCUAUCGUUGUCGGCCGUUAAUUAAAAAAAAGUAUUUUUCAACGCUUUCGACGCACAUUUAAAGCCAAAACAUAAAAAACAAAACAAAAACAUCAAUGCAUUGUUAGUUUUUGUUUUCUUGCACUGGAUCGUAGUUUUAUUAUUACUACUACUACCAAUCUUAAUGUUUAGAUGAAUAUUAAUGAAAUUUAUAUGCGUCUUCUAAUGUUUUGUCUCUUGUUACACGUCGUACGUGAUAAAAAAUAGCACAUGGAGAAUCAUCUAGAAAAAAAUGUUUAAAUGCAGAUAGAUAGAAGAAUCAUUAUCUCACGAUAAGAAGCUUUUCCUCUUCGUUUCUUGUCUACGUCUUUCUUUGAAUUUUCUCUCUCUCACUCUCUCUUUUUUGAAUUUUGUUUACAACUACUACGAUUGUAGAGUGAAUUAGAGGCAAUACAAAUGUUGAUUUUUUUUUGUAGUUUUUUUUAUAAUUUCACACGUUUUAUUUACAAAAGGUCCCCCCUAAAAAAUUUCCUCUAUAUUUUCAUACAGCAUUUUUUGAAUAUUUGAAUUAUAUUUAAAACAGGUAUAUAAGGGACAACAACAAAAAAAAGUAUUAAAAUAAUAAAGUAUAAAGUUUUUUUUUAAAAAAAAAUAAUAAAAAAAAACAAUUUAAUGAGUAAGAAAGAUAAAACUUAUCGUGAUAAUCAAACUGUUAAAGCUUUAAUUGAAGGUGAAAUUGAUAUUUUGAGAAAAGAUUUAGCUUCUGCAAUGGGUAAAUUUCAAUGUUCUGAAUCGAGUUUGAGAGGUAUAAAAGAGGGGCUAGAAAAUAGACGUUUAGAAUUAAUUCAACAUCAAAUGUUAUUAAAUAUGUACGAGAAAGAAUUGAAUAGUUUGAAUAUAGAAUAUAAGGUUAAUAAGACUAACGAAGGCGAUUUAAUUGCUGAAAAUAACGGUUUAAAAGCUUUACUUAAAAUUGGAGUUGAAAGUAUAAGAAAAGGUCAAUUUGAUAUAGUAUUAUCACCAUCUGAGUUGGAUCACAGAAUAGGUCAAGAACUAAUGCAAGAUACUAUCAUCCAGUCCCGUUUAACAAAUAAUGCUAUUAUAUCUAGAGAGAAUAAUCCAAUUUUUACAAACAGUAAAACAUCUAUUAUUUAAAUAUGACCUUCACAUUUGUUAAAUUAGGCCAUUAACCUCUAUUAUUCGUAUAUAUUUAAUAAAUAAAAAAUAAAAAGAAUUUAAUUGAAUUAAUGAAUAAUUUCUCUAUGUAAAUAAACCUCUCUAAGAGAGAGAGAGAGAGAGGAAAAAGUAAUAAAGUCGUAAAAUAAUCUAUUAAUCCUUUACAUACAUAUAUCUUUAUGCGUCUUUAAGCUAUCACGUAUCUCUUAACAGGCACGAAAUACCUAUAUACUAUGAAGUAAAAAAUUGGUAGAUAGUAAUUGUAUUAUUAGACAUAGA